Messenger RNA from Cinara cedri, 5791 nucleotides. The record is from the annotation of a GenBank genome assembly. NCBI's taxonomy places the organism in Eukaryota, Metazoa, Arthropoda, Insecta, Hemiptera, Aphididae.
AUGUCCAUAGACAACAACGAGGAGCAUCAGAUGGCCGAGCCGACCGUCAGGUUGUGUAUGCUGCGGACCUGGCCGCAGCAUUUCGAUGGGUACGGAUUCAACCUGCACGCCGAAAAGUCGAAAACGUCCGUCGUGCCCGCCAACGGCAGCAGUACCGGCACCGCAGCGAGCGGGCUGCCGUUUUCUGGAGGCCAGUAUAUCGGCAAAGUGGACAGGGGAAGUCCUGCCGAAAGCGCGGGACUCAGGGAAGGCGAUAGGAUCGUGCAGGUCGAUGGCCAGGACAUAGAAGGAGAGACGCACUCGAAGGUCGUGGCCCGUAUCAAAAAGGGAUCCGCGCCGGAGCCCGGUAGUAACGACGCGGACAAUUCGAUUAGCCGCUGUUCGUUAUUGGUGGUCGACCGUCGGGCCGACACGUAUUACAAAGAGAACGGAAUACGAGUGCACUCGAACAUGGGAUUGCAAGUGCUGGUGUUGCGUACACCCGAAGAGCCGACACCCGAAUGUCUUGCGUUGCAACCGAAUGUAAACGAUUCGAGUCCGAAGACUGCGAGUAUCGGCGGCGCGCCGGUUGUCGACGAUAGCGCGGAUAAUAAGCAACAGGCAAGUUACAACAAUUAAAUUCUCUCGAGCGUUUGCGUUUCAUUUGGUACGUGACACUGCAGGUACCUGUGGUGUAGGCGAUUUUAUUUUGUUCCCGCGACUUCCAACUCGAUUGUCUUGUAAACGAGACGUCCCGCCCGGGCCCGCGUACCCGUGCGCGCGCGCGCCUCGGAAUAAUUGUUCUUGCGGCAGGAAAAGAAAAAAAAAAAUCGCCUAAAUUUUCCGUGAAUUAUUGGGCGUGGGUGGCCGCCGUAGGUUUUUAGCCAAGGACUCUAGGGCACCGCCGCCGCCGUCGCGCGCGACUCGUGAAAAACGCGGUCGAGGACGUUCCCCACCAUCGUGUAUGCCCGCCAAUAUUCUAAUGCGCUCGCGAUGUUCGUAACACAGCGUGCACGGCCAUACACCUUGACGGCGAUAAUUCACAGUAAUAUUAUGCGAAACUAACAACGUCGUGGUUUUUUUUUUUCUCCUCCGUUACACGACCGAGCGGUAAGAAAAAAAUUAAUUUCCAUAAUUCGGAAAUACAUUAGGCGGCAGCGGGCCCAUAUCCGCACGGCCGGCGUGUUUAUCGCCCGCGAAACAGAGAGAAAAAAACAAAACCCAUUCGUUUCGGAACCGCGUAAAAGUUACGUCGUGUCCGUGCUUUUCGGGUCGAUUCCGCGGGACAACGCGCGCCGUCGCAACAAUAAUAAUGUCCCCGGGCCUCUUGGGCGUUAGAAUGUGAUAUCAUCGUGUGUGCGGAUGUUCCAUCGCGCAUCCGACGCGGCCGCUCACGUUUACACGGACGUUUUGUCGACAGCCGGAGUUUUUUUUUUUUAUUUAUUAUCUUCUAUCGUUUUCGCCGUAUUUCCUCUCAGACCCGGUAACAAUGAACCCGGACAACCGCUCUCGCCUGCCCGCCCAGUCGCGUUUUAAUAGCCCGGCGUGUAGCCCGUUUUACCAUCGAAUUUGCCGGAUUCGUACUCGUUUUAGCCGUUCGAAGACUCUGAUGUUCCCAUCAGAUGUUUCCACAUUGCGACCCGACCGAGUUGCCCGCCUGCCUGUGCAGGCAGUAGCGUGUGCGUGUACGUAUAUAUAUGUAUACGCGUUAUUGUACUCGACGCGAAACUAGUUGUAUGGGUUUUUUUUUUUUCUCCCCGCGUUCUUUCUGUUUAAAACUAGUUUCGAUGUUCUUGGGCGUAAAUGCACAUGGGUCGGUUGUGAAAUACUGCGGCGAUAGGCGCUGCAUUUUCGUAUUUGAAUAACCGAGAAAUACGUGUUUGUAAACGUAAUUUAUGCGACUGCAAACCGUACGGCGAAUUCAGCUGUUGCGCGCGGUGUUGUUGAAUUUUAUUCUGAACGACGACGACGCGUGUCCGAUUCGGCCUGCCCGUUAUUCCGCUACGCGUCUCUCGAGCGGGGACGACGGCCCAAUAACAAUCGAAAUAAUGUCGAGGAUACCGAACGGUAUCCGCGCGACAUUUUGCCCGAUAAUGUAUCGUCCCGAUAACGUGCCCGGUAACAACAUUCGUGGAACCGUAUGUGACCGCGUGUUAUACGCCUACGUAAUAAUAAUAAUAAUAAUAAUUGUCGUCGGUCGAACGAAAAGAUAAUCGUUUAUUUUUCACCGCUAUAAAUAUUAUAAAUCCAUUACGUUGCGUAACGAAAUAUACAGAGAGAAAAUUCCACGCUAAUAGAUUAUUAUCGUUGGACGAUUAUUGUUUUAUAUAAGUAACCAGUUCGAGCCUGUAUUAUGACGUGUAUCGUAAUUUAUCCGAAUGAAUCAUUCGAUUAUUUUCAUUUCGACCAAUAAUAAUCUUUCCGUUAUUAUUAUUAUUAUAUUUAUUAUUUUUUUUUUUUUCUAAUAUUAUUAUUCAAUUAUCUAUCAUCGUUCGAUUGUUCCCGUCGCCCGUCUCGAGUUCUCGACGGCGAUAACCGUCCUCGCGAUGGAAAUGGCACACACUCCUCUCGGGGGGGGGAGGGGAACCGAGUACCUACUCAUAAAAAAGUAUUCCCGGUUGGUCGGGGUUCCGGAGUAACUAUACCGAAAACCGUGGAAUACCGUCUUCCACCAAUAAUAAAAACUCGUUCGUUUAAACACACCGCGAACGAUAUUUCACAAUAUUCACGCAACGCUGAUCGUUUAAAUACUCGACUGGUCGCUAUAGACUCCGCCGGUUUUGUAUCCGAAUUCGAUAUUUAAAAUUAUCGUUUAUCACGUGCGCGGCUCGACAAAACUAUCCACGCGCAAUAAUAUUCCGGGUGCAUCAAAGACCUAAUCUACCCUUUAACUUAACGGGACCUUGGCCCGUGGGUGGAUCUCGGAACGGGGUCCAGCGGGGGAUUCGCCGUGUCACAUAUUUUGUUACCUUCACUACAAAAUUUGCCGUUUCGUCGAUCGUUUGCCAUUUAUUCUUUAGCGGGCGCCAUCGUGCAACAUUGUGGGCGGCAAUUUUAACGGGAUUCCGUGUACAAACGCAAAUUGUAUCGUACACAUUCAAAUUCACUUUCUAGGUACAUAUUGUACAAUGAUGAUAAUUACAAUAAUGUUCAUUGUAUCGCAAGUAUUAUAGGUUAGUGCAUAGGUAUUUAUUGUGAAAUUCGUUCGAAAACACGUUUACGCGAAAUAAAUAAUGAAAAAAAAAUAAAUAAAUAGGUAGAUAUAAUACCGCGAAUUAAAAUCUCGGUUUACGGUAGAUACCGUUUAGAGUGAUUUUAGAGAUAAUUUAAGGAGAUAGAGAAUUGUAAUAUUUUCGAGUGGACCUCUCAUAAUAUGCAUCAUUUUGUACUAUUCAAAUAGCUAUGGUACGUAUUGGUCGAUAUCAUCAUGAAGUCAAUAAUACGAUAUCUAUUUUUGCAACUUUUUUUUUUUUUUCAUAUACAAUAAUAAUAUGACAAAUCUGUAUAAAAGAUAGUACCUACCUACCUAGAGGUCCUUAUGACAACUUUCGAUGGGAGAUUAAGCACUUCCCGCCCCCCAAUCGCCGUUUACGCAUACACAAUAGAUAUUUUAUCUCUAAAAUCGUUUAAAAUGUAAAUAACAUACCUCGGACGACCAUUCUACAGAGUAUAAUAAUUGGCAAAUUCGUAAUGGCAUUCAAAUUAUACUGCAGGCCUCGGUUUAUUGCGUGUGCCGGACAAAAACACAAUAAAUAAUAAUGAUAUACGAUUAAGCAGGGCGCGUCAAUGGCGUAUUUAAGAUUUUACCAAGGAGGGACGUGUUAAAUUUGGAAAUUGUGUCAAUGUACGUAUUGAUGUUGUACAAAUUCGGAAAUAAUAUUUAAACACAAAAUCUGCUCUAAAAUUUAUUAUCGUUGAAAUCGAAUUACUGGGUGGGUGUUAUAGUAAUUAUUACUAUUAAUUAAUUUACUAUUUACGUUAGUGGCGUAGUUACGGAGGGCAGGGGGACAAAUGGGACACUUGACCUCCGAUGUCGUGUUAGUGAGACAGUGACGGAUCACAACUGUGACAUUCCAGAACUGACCGUCGGUUAUAAACCGCUGUUCAAAACUGUUAAAAAAAAAACUAUUCGUGUGUAUUAGUGGAGAACAACGAUACCGGCAGGUUGUGCAGAAGAUGAAAAGCUAAGAAUGGAGAGGGGAGGGGCGAUUAAAAAACGAUGCCCCGUGACCAAAGAUAAUAUUAUAAUGCACCUAUGUAUUUUCUUCUUCUCCAGUACUCUCGGGCUCUAGGACCAUCCCGACAUACAACCUUGCCCCCAGUUCUCUCUGCCUGAUGCCUAUAUUCUCCAGUCUAAACCUCCCCCUAACGCUUUCACAUCAUCUCUUACUACAUCCCCGCUUCUCGGACGUAAUCUUCCCAGCGGUUUUUUCCCAGUAGGAGUGGGUUUUGGCCACGCCAAGCAUGUCCGGCUAAUCUGUAAUCUGUUGCAGUGCUUCGUCGUUUCCAGUAUACUGGGUUUAUGGGAGAGCGUUUCUAUAUCUAAUCCGUCGGUUUUCCUUAUUCUCCGCUCGCCACUUAGCUGGGCGCCCUUUGCAGACGGCCCGAAAAACCCAUUUAUUCUCAAACAUUAUUAUCGGGUAUUAUUUAUGCAUUAAUUGUUUACGGGUAGAAAAAUAUAAAACAACUCAAUAAUAUUACACGCACGUGACCGAUAUAAUAAUAAAAUAUUAUAGCGAUGACUUUUGUAACCGUAUAACAAUAAUUUAUUUAUUUACAAACGCCAGUCGGCAGUUUUAUGAUUACAUUUAGGGUUUGGUUUACAGGUAACAGUUAAUUAUAAUUGAAUAUUAAUAAUACACAGUAACGACAAAAGUAACGGCAAAAUACAAAUUAGAUGGUAAUAUAUUACCACCCUACACUAAAACAAAUAAAAAUUAAAUGGAAUAUAAAAACAUUACAACUAGUGCGUUUAAUUACUCGUGGUUGAAAUCAAAAUCAUUAAGGCCAUUUAAAUUGCGAGGCAUUCCGUGUAAAGGGUGGUCAUUGCCGUUGGAUGUACCGUGGGCGUGGUGUCUGUAGAAGAAUAAAGGGAUACGGAAACUCACGUUUGAUAGGGGAUCAGGAGCGUCCGUGGUGCCCCUCUUAAGAGAGUGCGGGCAGAUAAAUUGCGCGUCAAUGGCUUUUCGGCGGGAUGAAAUUUGUGGAAUUUCCAAUGUGCCACGAAUUGCGUAAUAGUCGUAUGACGGGUGUAUUAUUUUGGGGAUACGGGCUGCUGCGUAGGAAACAAACCUGUUUCGGACUCGCCCGAGUCCUCGUUCAUCUUUUGCCCAAUCUCCGUAAUGAUGUUGAACGCAACGAGCAGAAGACAAACGAGCGGUGUCGCGCUUAACGACGAGUCCCGCGAGACGUUUAAUGCUUUACCUGCGGUCACGUUCGCGCGGUAAAGUUCAAAUACGGCGUACAAUGUACACCGGUCGUUUAUCUUCGCAAUAUUUAUAAUUGAAAAUAAGUUGUUUUUUGUACGCCCUGUGUUGAUUGUGACGCCUUUGUGUUUUCAUGUGCGUUUGCCGCCCCCACGCAGCAGCAGAACGACGGCGGCGCCGAAGACGCCCCGCCGACAUCGGCGGCCGCCGCGGCCAAGACGCCGGCCGCCGCCGCCGGUGCGACGACGCUGAAUUUGAACAUGACGGCCGCGGAACUGCGCAGACGGUUGGCCGAACGCAAGAGACAAGAUUCGCGACGCACGGCCGCUACCGGCGACGGUUCGUUGGAUUUCCGUAAAAAGUACGAGAUCGUCGACAAAUUGUAA